UAAGAACAGAUUCCCGGUGUUCCUGAUACCAAUUAUAGUACUGUUUUUGUCAAGAAUAACUUGUUAACAACUGAAUCUUUACGUUCGUGAGUAUUUUAUCAGCUUGUUAUACGAGUAUAUUUGUAAGCCGACCGGUUAAGAAAAAACAUUUAUUAAACGGAAUACUCUUUUUAGGCACGGCUUCUGUAGCACUUGCAGGCUUGCUCACUGCUACGAAAAUUACGGAUCUCGAUUUGACCCAGCAUAAGUUCUUAUUCUAUGGAGCUGGUGAAGCAUCGAUUGGAAUUGCAAAGCUCACUUGUAUGGCAAUGCAGCAAUUGGGCUUAAAUUCUGAGGAGGCCAAAACACGAAUUUGGAUGAUGGAUUCCAAAGGUCUUAUCGUACAGAGUCGAAAAAACCUGACACCUCAGAAAGCAGAGUUCGCUCAGGAUCAUAAACACAUACAACAGUUGAAGGACGUUAUCGAAGACAUAAAGCCCACGGCCCUAAUAGGCAUGAGCGGCAACGAUAGGUGGCGCUUUUAACG
Messenger RNA from Soboliphyme baturini, 526 nucleotides. Lineage: Eukaryota; Metazoa; Nematoda; Enoplea; Dioctophymatida; Soboliphymatidae. The record is from the annotation of a GenBank genome assembly.